GGAGCCUCCAAUUCAGCCCAGUGACAGAGCCUCUGUGCCAUGUGUUCGUGUCAAUGCCAGUAAAGCCACAGCAGCUGCCAUGAACCUGGGGGAUGGUCUUAAGCUUGAAACUCAAAUUCUUGGUGGAAAACCAAAGCUAAUUUUGGCUUCAUAUGGUGUUCAGAAGAACAGUAAACAGGUUGGUCACAGUACAAGAAUACAAAAAUCCACACAGAGAAUUAAACCAACUGGGCAGAUCCUCAAAUCUGUACAGAGCAAUAAUGUCAAAACAGAGCAGCCAAGGUGCGAAGCUCGACUGGAGACCGGGCAUGUGCUGACUGCCAAACCUCCUGCUAACGUGUUAAAGGAACUUGAAAACAAACACCACCCUACUGAUCAAAAUGUGCAGCAGGUCAAACAAGAUCUGGUGAAAACAAAGCCUGCACCUAAACAGACUCUGGUGUCACAGAUAUCAAAGCAGAGACCACAACUGAAGAAAACUAUUACUGCAGAGGAGCUGAGGGAUAGCCUGGUGUGCCUGACAAAGGAACAGUUCCAGCAGAUCUUGCAGACCAUUAAUCAAGGGAACAAAGACGUAUCUCAAGAACCUCUAAGAGAUGAAGAUGCUGUAGAGGAAAACAAUGAAGACCUUGUGAAGACUGAAGAUGAGAAUACAUCUUCAUUACAUGAGCAAACACCAGAGAAGACAACAGAUGUGCAAAUUGUGAGACAGACAGCCGAUCUGUUUAGCACGUUGGGAGAACAGGAGAGAGAUCGUAGUCUUCAAGAAAAAAAGAGAGAACAAUGGAGAAAAGAGCUUGAUGAACAAAUUGCUUUAAAGAAACAACUAAGAGCAGAUAAACCGGAUUGGUCAGGUACCAGACAGCAUAACAAUGCUGCACCUGAGAAGCCACGAGCAUCUGACCAACCGAAGGCUGCAGAUCCCAGUGUUGCUGGAACACCAUUGCAAGACAAUCCAAUUCCUGCAACAUCCACGGGUACUGACACCAGCAACUCUACACCCUAUGAUUUGAAUGGUCCCAGCGGACGGGCUUCUUCCAGUUUCAGCUCUCCUGAUCUUCCUGCAGCUAUCCGGAGUGCUUUUAUUGUAGGGGAAGCUACUCCAAUGGAUCAUCCUUUCAGUGCAACCAAACGCCAGCAGCAGAAGAAGUGGCUGGAUGAGCUGAACAAACAAAGAAUGGAAGAUGUGCAACGCAAAAUGAAGGAAAAGCAAAGGUUUUUAGAGACUGAAGAACAUGACCGGUGGGCAAUGCAUUUUGACUCCUUUAAGAAGCCAAUUGACUAUCGUCCUAUUACAAGAAUACCACCAUCUGCAAAUUUUUUGCUCUCUCCAGAGAUAGCAGACUCUUCACCAGUGGAGCUAUCUCCAUCUCCAGUGCCAAGCUAUCUAUACCAUGCAGAAUCAGGCAUGCAGAAAUCUGUAGAUGAAGAUAAUGCCCAGGAUCACAAAACAGGGUAUCUUCGUACAAUGACUGCCUUAUUAGAUCCUGUGCAGAUUGAAGAAAGAGAACGAAAAAGACUUAAACAAAUUGAACAUCAGAAAGCCAUAACGGCACAGGUUGAGGAAAAACGUAGGCAAAAACAGUUAGAAGAACAACAAAGACAAAGAGAAGAGCGUGAGGAAGAGCAGCGACUACAAAAGGAGAGAGAUAAAAUGCAAAGGCAGUUUGAAGAAGAUUCCUUGCGUCAGAAGCAAAAAGAAGAAGUGUUGAAAAUGAAGACAAAUGACCUUUACCAAAGUAUGCUGAGGGCGCAGGAAGAGGCACAGCGACUAAAACAAGAGCAGAGGAUGCGAGAUUUACGCCAAAAAGGACAUGACGUAUCAAAAUUGCAGAAACAUUUAGCUGGUGAUGUACAAUCGGACCUCAGUAGAGCGGUUAGCAGAGUCACUGAUUUACCAUCAGAGGAUCAAGGUAACGCAGUGAACAUCACCGCAAAACAGAGUUUUUCCACAAUUAUCUCCCCUCGGAGAGACACUGGUGUACAAACCGAUUUCAGAGAUGGUGAAAUAAAUACUGGGCCUCUAAAUCACAUAGAUGACACUGAGUGGAGAUCUGCACAAGCCUCAUCGCCAGAUAUACCGAUCGAAUUUAAAGUACAAACCAAGACUGACAUUCAUUUAAAAAAACAGAAGACAUUCAGAGAGAAAGGGGAUUCCCGUAAAGAAAACAAAAAUACUGUUAAUGACAUCUAUGAACCAUUUGCAAGAACAGAUAAAGUUGUCAAGGACCGUUCUAGAAAACCAGACUGGAACAGAAACAACCCUAACAAAAAAUAUAUACCUGCCUCUGAGAGAUACCCAAAAGGACUUCAGAAACACAGGGAGGAGAGUAAAGCUCGGAGGCAAACGGAGCUGCUUAAUUUGGUGGAAAAAAACACCAUAACUAAUGUGAAGAUGAGACAAGGGAAUUCUCCAGUAAAGACUUCCCCUGUGCCUGUUGAAGACUCUAAAGUCUUCCCACCUCCCCAAGAAACUAAAGUAAACCAAAUGGUAAAAAGGGAAGAACAUUACCAGAAAACCAAUUCAAACUUCAGACGGCCAGAUUCUCCCCCAGUUCCUGCUGUGAAAAAACGGUUACAUCAAGCGCAGAAAAAACUGACUGCACCCUCUAACCAACAAAUUUACAAUGGGACUUCUGUCCACAGGGCCAUUGACAACGCUAAACACAGUAACACUUCUCCAGAAAGCAGUGAUCAAGAGUCUGAUCGACCCCCUUCUUCACAUUUUAUUCCAUACGUGAGAACGAAAGAGAUAUACUAUCUGGAUCCAAAUGCACCAAUGUCAAGACCCUCAACACAUGAUCCACAAUACAGACGACCUGGUGAUGAACAGGAGAUGAGACAGAUCUUCAGCUCUGACCAUGCAAGAGAUCCUUUACUAAAUCCUAAUGUAGUCAAGAAUAAAGACAGACAGCAGGCAAUACUGAGAGGAUUGUCUGAAUUAAGAAAGGGUUUGCUGCAGAAACAGAAAGAACUUGAGACUGUUUUGAUGCCAGAUGUUUGAAAAUUAUCUGGACUUGUAAUUUGUACUAUACGUGUCAUCUGUAACUUAUUAAACUAUAUCACUUUUACCCAUGUGAAUUGCA
Molecule: messenger RNA, 3086 nt
Organism: Pelobates fuscus (common spadefoot toad)
Lineage: Eukaryota; Metazoa; Chordata; Amphibia; Anura; Pelobatidae
Gene: CCDC66
Product: coiled-coil domain containing 66
Exons: 19
Coding region: 80-3004 (974 amino acids)
Biological process (GO): cilium assembly
Cellular component (GO): microtubule; cilium
Molecular function (GO): microtubule binding
Source: RefSeq, a predicted model, not a curated record